Heterocephalus glaber (naked mole-rat) is the source of this 3567-nucleotide messenger RNA. NCBI's taxonomy places the organism in Eukaryota, Metazoa, Chordata, Mammalia, Rodentia, Bathyergidae. The record is from RefSeq and is a predicted model, not a curated record.
AUGAGAACACUACAAGAACAAUUGCCUAAAGCAAGAAAGCAAGCUGUUGGAUCUACUGAGAUAUUCUGUUUUGCUGAUGGACUGGACAUCACACUCAUCCUGGGAAUACUGGCAUCAGUGGUAAAUGGAGCUUGCCUCCCUUUAAUGUCACUGCUUUUAGGAGAAAUAAGUGAUCACCUAACUAGUGGAUGUCUAGUCCAAACCAACACAACAAAUUAUCAAAACUGUACUCUGUCUGAAGAGAAGAGGAAUAAAGAUCUGAUUAUGUUGACCCUGUACUAUGUCGGAAUAGGACUUACUGCCUUGAUUUUUGGCCACAUGCAGAUUUCCUUUUGUGUUAUGACUGCCGCAUGACAGGCCAAAAGAAUUCGGAAACAGUUUUUUCAUUCAAUUUUAGCACAGGACAUCAGCUGGUUUGAUGGUUGUGACAUCAGUGAAUUUAACACUCGCAUGAUUAAGAGGAUGAGUAUAUAUGACAUCAAUAAAAUCAGCAAGGGAACUGGAGAUAAGAUUGCUCUAUUAUUUCAAAACAUUUCUACUUUUUCUAUUGGGCUGACAAUUGGCUUCGUAAAGGGCUGAAAACUCACCCUGGUAACUCUGUCCACAUCUCCCCUUAUAAUGGCUCCAGCAGCAAUGUGUUCUAGGAUGGUCAUCUCAUUAACCAGUAAGGAACUGAGUGCCUAUUCCAAAGCUGGGGCUGUAGCAGAAGAAGUCUUGUCAUCAAUCCGAACAGUCAUAGCCUUUGGCGCCCAGGAGAAAGAAAUUCAAAGGUAUACACAGAAUCUAAAAGAUGCAAAGGAUGUUGGCAUAAAAAAGACUAUCGCUUCAAAAGUGUUUCUUGGUGCUGUGUACUUUUUUAUGAAUGGAACCUAUGGACUUGCUUUUUGGUAUGGAACCUCCUUGAUUCUUAGUGGAGAACCUGGUUAUACCACUGGGACUGUUCUUGCUAUAAUAUUAUUCUUUCUGUUCCUGUAGGUUUUCUUUAGUGUAAUCCAUAGUAGCUACUGCAUUGGAGCAGCAGCCCCUCACUUUGAAACCUUCAGUGUCGCCAGAGGAGCUGCCUUUCAUAUUUUCCAGGUUAUUGAUAAGAAACCUAAUAUAGACAACUUUUCCACAACUGGAUAUAAACCUGAAUGCAUAGAAGGAACUGUGGAAUUUAAAACUGUUUCUUUCAGUUAUCCAUCACGCACAUCUAUCAAAAUUCUGAAAAGACUGAAUCUCAAAAUUAAGUCUGGAGAGACAGUAGCCUUUGUUGGCCCCAGUGGAAGUGGGAAGAGUACUGCAGUCCAGCUUCUGCAAAGAUUAUAUGAUCCUGAUGACGGCUUUGUAAGUUGGAUGGGAAAUGACAUCAGAACCCUGCAUGUGCGGCAUUAUUGAGAACAUAUUGGCGUGGUCUGACAAGAGCCUGUUUUCUUUGGGACCACCAUCAGCAACAAUAUGAAGUACGGACGAGAUGACGUGGCUGAUGAAGAGACUGAGAAGGCACCGAAAGAAGUAAAUGCUUAUGACUUUAUAAUGAAGUUUCCCAAUGUAAGUCUGUGCGUUGCCUAUGUUCUCAUCUUAGAGAUAGAAGUUCCUACCCAGGCUUUGUCCUAUCCUAGAACAAGCACAGGUCAGACUACAAUUGUGGUAGCUCACCGAAAUGCAGAUCUGAUUGUGACUAUAAAGGAUGAGAUGAUGGUGGAAAAAGGAACACAUGCUGAACUAAUGGCAAAACAAGGUCUCUAUUAUUCACUUACAAUGUCACAGGUAAUUAAAAAGGCUGAUGAACAGAUGGAUUCAGUGACACAUUCUACUGAAAGAAAUACUAGCCCUGUUUCUCUGUGUGCUGUGAAUAGCAUCAAGUCAGACAGUACAGACAAGUCUGGGGAAUCCAUCCCCUAUAAAGAGACAAGUCUUCCUGAAGUUUCCCUAUUAAAAAUUUUUUAAUUAAACAAGUCUGAAUGGCCUUUUGUGGUUCUGGGGACACUGGCUUCUGUUCUAAACGGAACUGUUCAUCCAGUAUUUUCUAUCAUCUUUGCAAAAAUCAUAACUAGAAGUAAAACCCAUUCACUAAUGUUUGAAGAUGAUAACAAACCUACAUUAAAAAAUGAUGCAGAAAUUUAUUCCAUGAUAUUUGUCAUUUGGGGCAUUAUUUGCUUUAUCAGUUACUUCAUGCAGGGAUUGUUCUAUGGCAAAGCAGGGGAAAUUUUAACCAUGACAUUAAGACACUUGGCAUUCAGAGCCAUGUUACAUCAGGAUAUUGCCUGGUUUGAUGAUAAAGAAAACAGCACAGGAGCCUUAACAACAACAUUAGCCACAGAUAUAGCACAAAUUCAAAGGGCAACAAGUUCAAGGGUUGGUGUCUUAACACAAAAUGCAACUAACAUGGGACUGCCAGUAAUCAUCUCCCUUAUAUACGGAUGGGAGAUGACACUCUUGAUUCUGAUCAUUGCUCCAGUCCUUGCUCUAACAGGAAUGAUUGAAACUGCAGCAGUGACUGGAUUUGCCAACAAGGAUGAACAGGAACUCAAGCGUGCCGGAAAGAUAGCAACUGAAGCUGUGGAGAAUAUACAUACUAUAGUGUCACUAACAAGAGAAAAAGUCUUCGAGCAGAUGUAUGAAGAGACUCUCUAGAAUCAGCACAGAAGUACCUUGAAGAAAGCACAGAUCAUUGGAAGCUGUUAUGCAUUCAGUCAUGCCUUUGUAUAUUUCGCCUAUGCAGCAGGAUUUCAAUUUGGAGCCUAUUUAGUCCAAGCUGGAUGGAUGACACCGGAGGGCAUGUUCGUAGUUUUUACUGCAAUUGCUUAUAGAGCUAUGGCCAUUGGAGAAACACUUGUUUUGGCACCUGAGUAAUCCAAGGCCAAAUCUGGGGCUGCACAUCUGUUUGCUUUGUUGGAAAAGAAACCAACUAUAGACAGCCAGAGUCAAAAAGGGAAAAAUCCAGACACAUUUGAAGGGAAUUUAGAGUUUCGAGAAGUCUCUUUCUUCUAUCCAUGCCACCCAGAAGUUUUUAUCCUUUGUGGUUUAUCCCUCAGUAUUGAGAGAGGGAAGACAGUCACAUUUGUUGGGAGCAACUGCUGUGGAAAAAUCACGUCUGUUCAGCUUCUACAGAGAUUUUAUGAUCCUGUGAAAGGACAAGUACUGUUUGAUGGUAUAGAUGCAAAAGAAUUGAAUGUACAGUGGCUCCGUUCCCAAAUAGGCAUCGUUUCUCAAGAGCCUGUGCUCUUCAACUGUAGCAUUGCUGAGAACAUUGCCUAUGGUGAUUACAGCCGCGUGGUGUCCUUAGAUGAGAUCAAAGAAGUCGCAAAUGCAGCAAAUAUCCACUCUUUCAUUGAAAGUCUCCCCAAGAAAUACAACACACAAGUGGGACUGAAAGGAACACAGCUUUCUGGUGGCCAGAAACAAAGACUAGCUAUUGCAGCAAGGGCUCUUCUACGAAAACCAAAAAUUUUACUGUUGGAUGAGGCCACAUCAGCCGUUGAUAAUGAGAGUGAAAAUGACGAUACUCUUUCCUGGGGCAAGAAAGGUGAAAGUGAGAAUGGAUCAGAUCUUCUACACCGAGAUUUGAAAGACACUUACUUGUAG